AUGGAAUAUCUCACGGAUACAGCUCUCUUCGUGCGACAGCCCAACGAGCCCAUUGCUCCUAACCAGAUCUACGACUUUCUGUUUGUUUCUACCGCCUCUACAGCUCAAUUGGUCGAUCUUACUCACUCAGUGAUAACCUCCGCCGUUCUUCUGCCGCCAGAUACGCUACGGGUCUGGGAAUUACGUCUUACGCUUCUUUUAUUUGAGGGCAAUUUACCUGUUGCAAAAAGAGAGGCCAUCAACCUCAACCGCCUGAUAUAUUUGCAUGAGAAUCCAGAUGCAAAAGUGAAUGUGGCCCAAAAUGCAAAACCAGUUGGCGGGAAUGAUCAACAGCCGCAAGCAGGCAGAACAAAUGCUCCACAACAAAUAUAUCCACUCCCUCGAAACAACGAGAAUGGUGUGCCAUACCUGUUACUUCUCUUAUUGCUUCGAUUGAAGUCUACACCAAGCAUGGGAAUGGUCAAUGAGUGUUAUCGGGUGUGCUAUCAGCUCCGAUUGAGGGGCCAAGAUGUUGAAGAAUCGCUUUUGCAAGACCAGUUAAUGCAAUUGGUGUAUUUGAUUGUAGUAGAGCUAGUGAUCACCAAAAAUAGUCUUACGUUGGUCUCGUAUCUCGAGUCCUUGAUCCGGACAUUAGAAGAUCAAUUGGCAGUGAAGAAGAUGCAAAAGUCAGAGCGGUAUUUGGAAAAUGUCACAUUUGCAUUGUUCAUAGCCAGAGCGCUCGUGAUCUUGCAUCAAACAAAAAAUACGGCAGCCCAGGACAAGCAGUUCGAGACGUUAGCUACGCAAUUUACCAGUGAGAAUUCCCUGGCAUUGAGAACUUUGAGUUUUGCAAUGAAUUCUUGGGCGCCACAUGUGGGUGGGCCAGCACCGGCACCAGAAGAGAAGGUCCUGGAGACAGAUCUCACCGGUUCAUCGAUAAUUGCUUUUUUGCGUAGUGGGAGAAUUUCCACUCGAAUAAUCUGCUGUACGUUAGCGGUAUGGGACUUGGAUGCAGCCUUCGAUGCCAAUUUAGGUGAUGAAAAACUACAAGUGGAAGUGCCUCAGGGAGAAGAUAAGUUGGACAAGAUAUAUUCUUAUGUAAUGUCUCAAUGGGGAGAUCACGCCAACCGUGUUUUUUGCAUUGAAUAG
Australozyma saopauloensis is the source of this 1128-nucleotide messenger RNA. RefSeq lists its product as uncharacterized. The transcript has a single exon. The record is from RefSeq and is a predicted model, not a curated record. The coding region runs from base 1 to 1128 and encodes 375 amino acids. Lineage: Eukaryota; Fungi; Ascomycota; Pichiomycetes; Serinales; Metschnikowiaceae.